This is a messenger RNA of Patella vulgata (common limpet), 989 nucleotides long. Its product is annotated as leucine-rich repeat-containing protein 46. Bases 141 to 929 code for a protein of 262 amino acids. The transcript is spliced from 7 exons. NCBI's taxonomy places the organism in Eukaryota, Metazoa, Mollusca, Gastropoda, Patellidae. The record is from RefSeq and is a predicted model, not a curated record. Gene Ontology annotation, molecular function: protein binding.
UAUUUGUAUGAAUGUUUUUCAUGAUAUUUUAUUCAUAAAAUGAUUGCUCCUACUUACCAGAACCGGAAAUAGCAUUGUUUACCUCAACAACUGAGUAAGUGACUCAGUAAAGUUUCUAAGACUCAAGCAACUCAAAAGAUAUGACAGCAGAAAGAAUUGAUAUGACAGAGGAAUUGGAUUCGCCUCUUGAGAAAUUCGACAUUUUUAAAGAUUCGUCCAAACCAGUUAGGCUGUCAUUGCACCUAAUAGUGAAGAGAAAUCUACCCCCAGAAGCAGAAAAGUGGUCUCAGGAAGAAAUUGUCAAUGCAUUGAAUGAAAUUACACAUCUACGAUUAGACAGAGAAAAUAUAUAUGAAAUAGACAGUUUGGAACUACUGGGUGAUAAAGUUAAAAAUGUUUAUCUUCAACAGAAUAGUAUACAGAAAAUCCAGAAUUUAGAAUGUCUCAAGUAUAUAAAGUUUUUAUCACUGGCAGGAAAUUGUAUUGAAGUUGUUGAGAAUCUCCUUGGUUUAAAUCAUUUACGUGUUCUAGAUCUUUCUGAUAACCAGAUACAAAUAUUACAUAUAGAGGAACUUCCAAAUUCAUUGAUUAUUUUAAAUUUAGAGAAUAAUCCAUGUACAGAGAAAACAGGUUAUAGUCAGUACAGAGAAAAAGUAAUCCAACAUUUACCAGAGUUAUUGCAGUUAGAUGGUGAAGAUGUCAGACGACCUGAAGAUGAUGAAGAUGAAGAAACAAUAGAAAGUGACGAUGAAAAACCUGCAUCUUUUAUAUCCUUACAAAGUGAUGAUUCAGAUGAUAUACCGUCCCUUACUUCAGCCAUGUUGAUGAGAUCACAAGAUAGACUGGAAUCUUGUCAAAGACGACACAAAAGACAUACAGCAGAGUUAGAAGAAUUUCGCUUAAAACAUAAAAUUAUAAUUAAAAAAUAGAAUUUUAUUCUAAAAGUUGAAUUUUAAAAUAUUUAUUACAUUUUAACCUGUUAUUGAAUA